GAUUGAAUGCAGUUUUGCAGCAGAUCUUCUAAUAGUGAAGUUUAUUUUUCCCGCUCAAAAUACACCAACCUUGCUCAGCAAGAUGUCUGACUGGAAGACGGGUUUUCUGUGUCUUAUGACACGCCCUUGGGAACCGCUGUUCUAUCCCAGGUACGGUGGCAAAACGUACAUGUCGCUGCCGGAGAGCUACUUCAGCGACCGUUACCGUCCCAUUGCCGGCUCGAUUGCUGAUCGUUUUGGAAGUACGACCCCGUACCACGUGAACGUCAAACAAACGGAACUUCCCGAUUUGAGCUACGCGGAGGCCGUUCCGAGGCAUGCGUUCUACAAUUUGUUCAGCACUGCCCAGCGACGGAUCGCUGGUAAGCUGGUGGAGGACUUUAUGAAGCAGCCCGACCCGGAAACGUUGCUAUCGGUGGCCUCGUACGCCAGAGAUCGACUGAAUCCAACGUUGUUUCAGUACGCGCUCUCGGUUACGCUGCUGCACCGGAAGGACACCGGGCAGGUUUCGAUGCCAUCGCUGCUGGAACUGUUCCCUCAGCGAUUCAUUGAUCCACUGGCACUUCCUAAGCUGCGCGAGGAAGGUUUCAUUGUUGAUCUGCCCCAACGGAUGGCCAUUGAGAUACCGAUGAACUUUACGGCGUCGGAGGCCGAGCUCGAGCAACGGGUUGCGUACUUCCGGGAGGAUAUCGGCGUGAAUCUGCAUCACUGGCAUUGGCAUCUGGUGUACCCCAUGGAUGGUCCGCUUGAGGUGGUUCGGAAAGAUCGUCGUGGGGAGUUGUUCUAUUACAUGCAUCGUCAGAUGGUUGCCCGUUACAGCGCUGAACGUUACUGUAACUUUUUGCCCCCGAUUCAACCGUUGAACAACUUUAGAAUGCCGAUUGGCGAAGCUUACUUUCCGAAGAUUUUGAACUCUGCUUUGAACCGGACGUUUUCAUCAAGACCGAAAGAUUUUGUUCCAAGUCACGUGAAUCGACCGGCAGAUGACGCGGUCGGAACUAUUUUGGAAGUUGAAACGUGGCUUCGUCGUUACUUCGAAGCUGUUGAUUCCGGUGCAGUACUAUUGCCAAAUGGUGAGCGGCUCACGUUGGACGAAACAGCUGGCAUUGAUAUUAUUGGGAAUCUGCUGGAGAACACCAUCCUCUCGGUUAACAUUCCGCAUUACGGUAACAUCCACUCGCUGCUGCACGUAAUCAUAGCGUACAUCCACGAUCCGGACAACGUGUACCUGGAAGGGCCUGCUCCAAUGGGCGACACAGCUACGGCAAUGCGUGAUCCCGUGUUCUACCGCUUGCAUCUGUUUGUAGAUGAUCUGCUUGAACACUACAAACGAAAGUUGAUCCCGUACAGCAUGCAAGAGUUGGGAUUCCCUGGCAUCACCAUUCGAGAUGUUUCCGUUCAAAUCAGUACAGGAACUGCGGUUAAUCGUUUGCUAACCUACUGGCAACGAUCCCAGGUUGAUCUGGGUGUUGGACUCGACUUUGGUCCCCAAGGAAGCGUUCUGGCUACGUUCACUCAUCUUCAGCAUGCCCCGUUCGUCUAUCGGAUCAACGUGGUUAACGAUAUGCAGAAAAACAGACGUGGCACUGUUCGAAUCUUCCUCGCACCGAUUUACCAAGGAUUUGGAGAACCACUUACGUUCGAUAAGCAACGUCGAUUUGUCAUCGAGUUGGAUAAGUUUACGGUCAAUCUGAUCCCCGGGAUGAACAACAUCACGCGACGUUCGGACGAGUCGAGCGUGACGAUUCCCUUCGAGAGGAGCUUCCAACGCAAGGACGUGGCGUUCUUCCCUGGGACCGAACGUCAGCAGUUUUGUAACUGUGGCUGGCCGGAUCAUAUGCUGCUGCCGAAGGAAACGCAAGGAGUGCCUUAUGAUUUGUUUGUCAUGGUUUCGGACUACAAAAAUGAUACCGUCAAUCAAAAGUUUGAUGAGACGGACUGCAAUGAUUCUCACUCGUAUUGCGGAUUACGAGAUCGACUUUAUCCGGAUCGUCGAGCCAUGGGAUUUCCAUUCGAUAGGACUGUGCCGAAGGACGUGCUUCAUAUGGAGGACUUUACGAAGCAGUUUUCCAACAUGAAACGAACGGUUGUGGAAGUUCGCUUCACUAACACGGUUAUCUCGAAAACCUUCCACCCACCCCGGAAUCGAACUGUCGACAUUUGGAUUCAUCACUCGCGAUCAUUUCUAAUCAUACCGAAUCGAGUGCUUCUCCAAGAUACACAACCAACCAGUGUUCGCGCAAUGGCCACCUCCGGAAACCGUAAACUGCUCGCGCUGCUGCAGCGCCCUCUGGAACCGACCUUCUACCCGAAGGACGAUGGAAAGACCGUGAUCGAUCUGCCGGAGAACUACCUCACCGAGCGGUACCGUCCAAUUGGUGAGGCGCUGCAGAACCGUUUCGGCAACGAUGCGGACAACCGUAUUCCGGUCCGUAACGUCGGAACACCGAACAUUGCCUUCGCGGAGGUCAUCGAUCGUCGUGGGGGAUUCUCGCUGUUCAACGCUAAGCACCGCAAGAUCGCCGGAGACUUGAUCGCGCUGUUCUUGAACCAGCCCGAUGUGGAGUCGCUGAUGAGUGUUGCGUCGUACUCUCGCGACCGGUUGAACCCGGUGCUGUUCCAGUACGCUCUGGCGGUCGCCAUCCAGCAUCGGCCGGACACCAAGGAUUUGAACAUCCCAUCGUUCUUGGAGCUGUUCCCGGACUCGUUUGUGGAUCCGUCUGUCUUUCCGAAGCUUCGUGAGGAAGGUGCCGUCGUUCAGCAGGAGAAUCGGAUGACGAUCGACAUUCCGUCGAACUUUACCGCUUCGGAUCGCGAAGACGAGCAGCGGUUGGCGUUCUUCCGUGAGGAUAUCGGUGUGAAUCUACACCACUGGCACUGGCAUUUGGUGUACCCGGGUGAUGGUCCGGACGCGGUUGUGCGCAAGGAUCGUCGUGGUGAGCUGUUCUAUUACAUGCAUCAGCAGUUGAUCGCCCGUUACAACGUUGAACGUUUCUGUGCCAAGCUGAGCCGCGUGCAGCCGUUGAACAACCUGCGACAGCCACUCCCCGAGGGUUACUUCCCGAAGAUUAUCCGAAGCUCGAACAGCCGUGCGUUCCCACCGCGUCCACAGAACCAGGUGUUGAGGGACAUCAACCGCGUGGAUGACGAUGUUAUCUUCAGCAUCAGCGAUCUGGAGCGCUGGGGAAGCCGAAUUGCGGAGAGCAUCGAUUCUGGUUUCGUUCUUGGGCAAAACGGCCAACGAAUUCAAUUGACCGAAGCCAACGGCACUGACAUACUUGGAAACAUUAUGGAACCUUCGAGUCUGUCCGUCAACAGACAGUACUAUGGAAGUUACCACGGCGAUCUUCACAACGUGGUUGCCUACAGCCACGAUCCGGACAACCGUUUCCUGGAAGGAUAUGGCGUGGUGGGAGAGUUCCAGACGGCUAUGCGUGAUCCUUCGUUCUACCGUCUGCACUGUGAAGUUGACAACAUGUUCCACCGUCACAAGGCUACCCUCCCGGCUUAUCCAGCCAACCAGCUCAACUACAACGGAAUCCAGAUCCAAUCCCUUGCCGUUCAGCUGAAUCGUCCGAAUGCGCCGCAAAACGUUCUGCUCACCUACUGGCAACGCACCCAGGUUGAUCUGGCCACCGGACUGGACUUUGGCCCGCAAGGAAACGUGUUCGCUUCGUUCACCCAUCUUCAGCAUGCUCCGUUUACUUUCCGUCUGUCCGUGAACAACACCAGUGGAGCUGCUCGCCGCGGUACCUGCCGUAUCUUCAUCGGUCCUAAGGCCGACGAACGUAACACGCCUCUGACCUACAAGGAGCAACGUAUCCUGAUGGUGGAACUUGACAAAUUUACCGUGACUCUCAACCCCGGAACCAACAACAUCGUUCGCCGCUCGGAGCAAUCCAGCGUGACCAUCCCGUACGAGAGGACGUUCCGUUCGGCUGCCGUUUCGAGCCAACAAGGUACGGAGGUUUACCGGUUCUGCAACUGCGGAUGGCCCCACCAUCUGCUGAUCCCGAAGGGUACUCCCGAGGGACUCCGGUUUGACCUGUUUGCGAUGAUUUCGGACUACAGUGGUGACACCGUUAACCAGGAGUUUGACGAGAAUGUCAACUGCAACGACUCGCACUCGUUCUGUGGACUGCGCGAUCAGCUGUACCCAGAUCGUCGUCCCAUGGGCUAUCCGUUCGAUCGUAACGCUGCCACCAGCAUUCGUACGCUGCAGGACUUUACGCGCCCGAACAGCAACAUGGCGCUCACCGAUGUGCAGGUUAAGUUCACCAACACCGUCAUUGCCAGAACUUAG
This is a messenger RNA of Culex quinquefasciatus (southern house mosquito), 4303 nucleotides long. RefSeq lists its product as uncharacterized. Gene Ontology annotation, molecular function: oxidoreductase activity. The record is from RefSeq and is a predicted model, not a curated record. NCBI's taxonomy places the organism in Eukaryota, Metazoa, Arthropoda, Insecta, Diptera, Culicidae.